This is a messenger RNA of Aplysia californica (California sea hare), 562 nucleotides long. Its product is annotated as ADP-ribose pyrophosphatase, mitochondrial-like. The record is from RefSeq and is a predicted model, not a curated record. Bases 1 to 477 code for a protein of 158 amino acids. Gene Ontology annotation, molecular function: ADP-ribose diphosphatase activity. NCBI's taxonomy places the organism in Eukaryota, Metazoa, Mollusca, Gastropoda, Aplysiida, Aplysiidae. The transcript is spliced from 4 exons.
AUGGAAGGUGAAAUGAAGUUGAAACCUGGACAAGUAAACAUUCUCACGGCAGACUUCGCUACUCCGGGCAUGCUUACACUUGACAUUAAAGAAUUGGACACGCUCAAGGUCAACUUCAAGGUCGAAGGGCAAAAGGAUCUGGAUCAGAAUGCGGCUAAUCAGGUGGUGAAGGAGAGGUUGGCUUCAAAAAAACCCCAUGAGAUCUACAAGGGGUAUGCAGACGUUCCCAUGAACACCGACAAUGCCUGGAUUGAGACGACGGUCGUGAAUAUUCAUGACGAGGACGGAAAAUUAUUUGAUGGCGUCAGCAUUCUUGCCGGGCCCAAAGCUCGAUUUGUGACGUGGCAAACUCUCUCCACCGAUCUGCCACUGUGGGGUCCCCAUGCAUACUUCCUCAGACUGGUGGAGAAGCACGUGAAAGAUAACUACAGCGUUACAACAGACACGACGCCUACUUCUGAGCUACGCCCGACAUAGGGCCUACUUCUGAGUUACACCUGCCUGACAUAACGCCUAUUUCUGAGUUACACCUGUCUGACAUAGCGCCUACUUCUGAGUUACC